Wickerhamiella sorbophila is the source of this 1386-nucleotide messenger RNA. RefSeq lists its product as hypothetical. Lineage: Eukaryota; Fungi; Ascomycota; Dipodascomycetes; Dipodascales; Trichomonascaceae. The coding region runs from base 1 to 1386 and encodes 461 amino acids. The record is from RefSeq and is a predicted model, not a curated record. The transcript has a single exon.
AUGCAGUUCUCUAAAUCACUCGUCCUUGCUGUUCUGGCCAUGGCCUAUGCCAGCCCUAUGGUUGCUCGCUCCGAGAUCUCUCCCCAGGUUUCCAAAAACUGUGCUGAGGUUGACCAGGCCGUCAUUCAGCUUGUCAUGAACAUGUCCAAACUGACCAGCAAGUACGUUUCCAACUUCGUCUCCAGUCUCACUCACUCUGUUGAAUCCACUGUCGCCAGUAUUGAGAACAUGGUUGUUGACAACAACAGCCAGGGCAUCGUCAAGGCCUCGUUGACUCCCUUUAUCAACAGUGUCGCCCGUGGCUCUGCUUUCUUGGUUGAGAGCUUGGCCCAAAGCCCUGGCCACCUCAUUACUCACGAUACAGUGAACGAGCUUGUCCACAGCCUCGAGAAGGUCUCCUCCGUUGCUUCCGCUCACAACGUUCCCACGAACCAGUUGACCUCGGCUAUUUCCAAGCUCAACAACGUGAACGGACACUUAGCGGCCCGCUCUGAAAUCUCUCCUCAGAUCUCCAAGAACUGUGCUGAGGUCGACCAGGCUGUUAUCCAGCUCGUCAUGAACUUGACCCACCUGACCAGCAAGUACGUUGCCAACUUCGUGUCCAGUCUUACUCACUCUAUUGAGUCAACUAUCUCGAAUGUUGCCAGCCUGUCCACCGAUGGUCGCACCAAUGGUCUUGUCAAGGCAUCUCUGGCUCCUUUUGUCACCAGCGUCGCCCGUGGCUCUGCAUUCUUCGUCGAGAGCUUGGCCCAGAGCCCUGAUCACCUUGUCUCUCACGACACCGUGAACCAGCUCGUUCAAAGCCUCGAGAAAGUUUCCACGGUUGCUGCUGCUAACGAUGUCUCCACUGUCGAGCUCAAGUCUGCAAUUUCUAAGCUCAACGGUGUCAGCUCUCACUUGGAGUCCCGUGCUGCUUUCAACCCCAUCUACGAUGCUAUCAAGGGCGGUGCGCAGAACGCUGAGCAGACCAUCCAGGCUCUUGUCCACCAGCUCAAGAGCAACGAUGGCCACCCCACCGCUGACAUGUUGUCUGCUGGCAUUACCGGUCUGGACUCUCAGAUUGACAACCUUGUCAACAUGGUUUCCACUGCCCUUGGUCCUCUUACCUUCGGUCUCUCUGACAUGGUUGGCGAUGCUCUUUUGGGCCCUGUUUUCCAGUCUAUCACCAACGGUGCGGAGGUUCUCAUUGCCAACAUUGCCGGUGGUGCUGUUGACUUGGUUACCCAGCCUGCUAUUCAGCUGUUCACCCACACCUUGAACCGUGCUAUUGCUCUUGGUACCAAGAACCACGUCAAGGCUACCAGCAAGCUGCAGAGCGCUGUCGCCCGUCUUGAUGCCCUCACCAAGGCCAACGCUAAGGCUUCCACCAAGGCCAACAAGGCCUAA